Molecule: messenger RNA, 432 nt
Organism: Salvia splendens (bonfire salvia)
Lineage: Eukaryota; Viridiplantae; Streptophyta; Magnoliopsida; Lamiales; Lamiaceae
Exons: 1
Coding region: 1-432 (143 amino acids)
Source: RefSeq, a predicted model, not a curated record
AUGACGGGAUCCAAUCCGGCCUACGACAUCCUGGCGAAGAGGCAGCGGAAGAAGAAAAAGAGCGGCGCGUUCGGCAUAUUCAAGGCGGCGCUCUACAUGCUGCGCAAGCGCACCGACGAGAAGAAGGAGAAGAGCAGCGGCGGAGAGUGGAAGAAGAUCAUGCACUCGAUGCGGCCGCUGCACGUGCAGGAGAUGCCGGCGUCGCCGAUGGUGCACGCCUUCGGAGCGGAUUCCCCGGCGUCGUCGUCCUCCGGCACGAUGAGCCAGUACGCGUCGGCAAAUAAUCUCCGGGAUCUGUGCAAGGAGGAUGAGGUGUUCGAUGCAAUUGAGGGAGAUGAGAUGAUCGACGCCAAGGCGGAGGAAUUCAUCGCUCGAUUUUAUAAAUCGAUUCACCACCAGAACUCAAUCCAUUGCCAAGAUAGGGGAGUUUAA